Messenger RNA from Physeter macrocephalus (sperm whale), 2887 nucleotides. RefSeq names its product ectonucleoside triphosphate diphosphohydrolase 7 (gene ENTPD7). Gene Ontology annotation, molecular function: GDP phosphatase activity; UDP phosphatase activity. Gene Ontology annotation, biological process: UDP catabolic process. Gene Ontology annotation, cellular component: Golgi apparatus. The record is from RefSeq and is a predicted model, not a curated record. The transcript is spliced from 14 exons. Bases 231 to 2048 code for a protein of 605 amino acids. NCBI's taxonomy places the organism in Eukaryota, Metazoa, Chordata, Mammalia, Artiodactyla, Physeteridae.
UUGGCUCCUUGCGGUUUCCUUGGGGACGUGGCGCCGCUGGCGGCCCAGGCCUCCUUCCGGCUCGGGUAGAGGCCGCCGAGAGCACCUCCGGACCUAGCAGGGCGGAGCUGAGGGAGCCGGCGAGCCGCUCGACCCGCUGCAGACUUCGGAGAUGACUGGCACGAGGAGACCACCUUCUCAAGGCAAAAGGAAAAGGAGGUGACAGGCCUUGAGACCACUGAAGGGAACCCAUGGCUAGGAUCAGUUUUUCCUACCUCUGCCCAGCCUCCUGGUACUUCACUGUGCCCACAGUGAGCCCAUUUCCCCGGCAGCGGGUGGCAUUCCUAGGACUCUUCUUCAUAUCCUGUCUCCUUUUACUUAUGUUAAUCAUGGACUUUCGACAUUGGGGUGCUUCAUUACCACGAGACAGGCAAUAUGAAAGGUAUUUGGCUCGAGUAGGAGAUCUUGAAGCUACUGACACUGAAGACCCAAAUCUAAAUUAUGGACUUGUUGUGGACUGUGGCAGCAGUGGCUCUCGGAUUUUUGUUUAUUUCUGGCCAAGACAUAAUGGGAAUCCUCAUGACUUGUUGGACAUCAAACAGAUGAGAGACCGUAACAGCCAACCAGUGGUGAAAAAAAUCAAGCCAGGAAUCUCUGCAAUGGCAGACACUCCAGAACAUGCCAGCGAUUACCUUCGCCCUCUGCUGAGCUUUGCUGCUACUCAUGUGCCUGUGAGGAAGCACAAGGAGACCCCCCUUUACAUCCUAUGCACAGCAGGCAUGAGGCUUCUCUCCGAGAGGAAGCAGUUGGCUAUCUUGGCUGAUCUAGUGAAAGAUUUACCUCUGGAGUUUGACUUCCUCUUUUCUCAGUCUCAGGCAGAAGUGAUCUCUGGGAAGCAGGAAGGGGUUUAUGCAUGGAUUGGAAUCAACUUUGUUUUGGGAAGAUUCGACCAUGAGGAUGAAUCAGAUGCCGAGGCUCCCCAGGAAUUGGCAACAGGACGCAGAAGGACAGUAGGGAUACUGGAUAUGGGAGGAGCCUCUCUCCAAAUUGCUUAUGAAGUUCCUACCUCAACUUCUGUCCUUUCUCCACAACAGGAAGAAGCUGCGAAGAUCUUGCUGGCCGAGUUCAACCUGGGCUGUGAUGUGCAACACACUGAACAUGUGUAUAGGGUUUACGUCACAACCUUUCUGGGAUUCGGGGGCAACUUUGCCCGGCAGCGCUAUGAAGACCUUGUGAUGAAUGAAACUCUUAACAAAAACAGGUUUCUGGGCCAGAAGAUAGGUCUGAGUCCCGACAAUCCAUUUCUAGAUCCCUGCCUGCCUGUGGGACUCACAGAUGUGGUGGAAAGGAACAGCCAGGUCCUUCAUGUCCGAGGAAGAGGGGACUGGGUGGCUUGUGGGGCCAUGCUGAGCCCCCUGUUGGCUCGCUCCAACACCAGCCAGGCCUCGCUGAAUGGCAUCUAUCAGUCACCCAUUGACUUCAACAACAGCGAGUUCUACGGUUUCUCUGAGUUCUUUUACUGUACAGAGGAUGUGUUACGCAUCGGUGGCCGCUACCACGGGCCAACAUUUGCCAAGGCUGCUCAGGAUUACUGUGGCAUGGCUUGGUCAGUACUCACUCAGAGAUUCAAGAAUGGCCUCUUUUCAUCACAUGCAGAUGAGCAUCGACUCAAAUAUCAGUGUUUUAAGUCAGCUUGGAUGUACCAAGUUCUUCAUGAAGGAUUCCACUUUCCCUAUGACUACCCAAAUCUGCAGACAGCCCAGCUGGUCUAUGACCGAGAGGUUCAGUGGACACUGGGAGCCAUUUUGUAUAAAACACGCUUCUUACCACUCAGGGAUCUACGGCAGGAAGGUGCCCGACAGGCCCAUGGUAGCUGGUUCCGUCUCUCCUUUGUGUACAACCACUAUCUUUUCUUCGCCUGUAUCCUGGUGGUGCUACUGGCCAUCAUCCUGUACCUUCUGCGGCUACGCCGAAUUCACCACCGACAAAGUCGAGCCUCAGCCCCAUUGGACUUACUGUGGAUCGAGGAGGUGGUGCCCAUGAUUGGGGUACAGAGCUGUCCACGAUGACAAUUUCAACCAGACCUGACUUAUUCCAAAAUGCUGUGUGGCAGUGGGGACUGAGCCCACACAAGGUAACUUGCCCAAGCCCCAGCAUUUCAUCUGGAUAUGAGGCCCCUGGGCCUCUCUCUGGGUGCACCACUAUCAUCUCACACUCAAAGUACCUCAGUCUGAUGACAUCCUCUGUCUCUAGCUCAACACUCAUUCCAAUAGUCCCAUUUCUGCUGGUGUGUUAUAAACAUGCCACAGAAGAAACUCUGGGAUCUCCUUUGAUCCUUCUUUACCUUUAUUCCUGCAGCGAGUCUUCUAUUCCCUACAACCUCUCCCACCAUUAAGCCCUGAACCCCAUCACUCUCACAGCAUUACUACAAUAGCACUACUGCUUCUCCCGGGUCUGCUUGCUGCUGAUCUUUCCCUGCUCCAAUUUAUUGUGCCCGGGCCACCAAGCUGAUCUUAUAGCAGGCCCUUAAUAAAUAUUAGCUUAAAUAAAAUGAGUAUUUAUGAUGCUGUUAGCUCCUUGGGGUCUUGGUUCAGCCCUGACAGUUGUGUGUUCAGCAACCACUGCCUUGGUACUCUCUUCUCUACUCAGCCUCAUUUUUGCUAAAUGCCUCUCCUAUGCAUGUGCAGAAUUGAGGGGAGUUAUCAUUUGCCAGAUGAUAAAAGGCAUAUUUGAACUUUUAGAAGGUGGCAGGAUCCUGAAAGUCAGAAUUUGGCUAGAGGGUUGUGGGUAAUGAAGACAAAAACGUCACAUCAGAAAACUGGUACUAAAUUUCUUCUAAAAAGAAAAGGAAAUCUAAUUCCCACUCUACCACCUCAGUGUUGCCAUCAGUGCUUCAGACACCGCAGAG